UUCAUCCACAGCGUCACUUUGCACCAUCUGGAUGAUGGUCAACUGAUACUGCGACCUGCGCACUCUUUCUCUCUCCUGCUGGCCCAGUCCGCAAUGCUCCUCUAAGUCGCUCUUUAUCUGUUGAGAAAGCCCUCCGAUGCUCGACGCUUAUUCUUUCUGAUCCGAUCUUUAUCACUAGCAGGCCGCAUGUUUUCUAUUUCGAGUUCACUUCUCACUUCAAGUUGAGAUGAGCCACCACCACAAGACCAAUUCCCGGCCCGCAGAGCCGCAUGCACACGACCUUCGUUCGCGACAACACUUUGCACUUGCUGGAAAAAGUAGGAUGGUGUCACUCAAGAUACGGACCGGAGAGAACAUAAUCGACGGAGAAAACUCUUCCUUCAACAAUUACGACAUAAGUCAACCUCUGAUCUCGCGAAUCGAGCAACUAAUCCCUGCUCGUUACAAGAGCCCGCCACACUCAAAAAGCCGAAUCUUCGCUGCUCUAGAAGAUGCUAUCUCGUUUGUGCAUAAUACGUGCCCCGCGGGCCUGAAGCGCGGCAAUCUGCCACGAGCCGAUACGUUGAGCGAGAAGUGCCGUUUACUUGGGUCUUUCAUACCUAUUCCAUAUUUCCCGCCUUCAGGACGGCCUGUCGACCGCUUUCUAGGGGGUCUCAUAACCUACCUCGAAGAUCAGAACACGAGGGGUGUCACUGCUCCAUCGCCAGUCGACACACCUCAGAGCGGCGCCGCCGCAUCUAAAACAGAUGCACGACAGCCUCCAAUAGCCGAGUCAGGACCUGGCAGGGCACAGCUCCCUACACCGCCGACGCUGGGGACAGACGAAAUAUCAGCUAUCAAAAUAGAAAGCGAUACUGAAACUGGAACUCCGAAGGGCUUGCGUAAGCAAUCCAGAAAGAAAGGAUCUUCGACAAGGCAACUAUCCAGCGCCGCAAAGAGGAGGAAAAGACGCGAAGCAGCCAACCUUGAACGUGAUGCUGCUGACGACAACACAAGGAGACCCCCAACCCAUCCCAAGAAGAAGAAGGCAAAAGCGUUUCUCCACCACCGAGCCUCCAGCCCAGUGCUUGAUCUUACUCCACAGCCACCGCAAAUCGAUGUGGCCAGCGUCUCCGCGCAGCUACGGGACCGUCUCAAUGUCACGCCUAAGGAGCGACCGAGCAGAAAUGGCCAAUCCUCCGACUCCGAAAGUUCAGAAGAAUCAGACUCAUCGAGCGAUUCAGACUCUAGGCCCGUUGUAGCAAAUCCAGCAGGCGCCCGCAAGGAAGAGCAACAACGAGAAUUGCACAGGGCAAAGCGCAGAAAACCUCUGAACGUUUAUCGAGCCAUGUAUGACGAGGCUCAAGAGGAGAUACGGUUUUUACAAGACCUGCUAAUGAAGGGCGCGGGACUGACCGAGGCUGAUCUCAAGGCUUGCAAAGUCCGAGUCAAAAAUGGACGGGGAUUUAAAUAUGCGUUUGACCUGGUGUACAAUCCUGACGUGGACGAUCGUGGCAAGGAACCACCGAGAAAGAAAGUGAGAGUUUCGCUUUGAGUCAGAUGAGGCCAGCUAGAGUUUGCUAGGAGGCGUCCUGCAGAGACUGGGCGAGCAUUCAUUCCUGGCCUGAUUGGCAUUGCCUGAUUUUCGAUGCAUGCUGAACUGC
This is a messenger RNA of Exophiala viscosa, 1643 nucleotides long. RefSeq lists its product as uncharacterized. NCBI's taxonomy places the organism in Eukaryota, Fungi, Ascomycota, Eurotiomycetes, Chaetothyriales, Herpotrichiellaceae. The transcript has a single exon. The coding region runs from base 227 to 1534 and encodes 435 amino acids. The record is from RefSeq and is a predicted model, not a curated record.